AAUAGUGGCAAAUUAUCAAGGGAUCAUCCUCGUCAGUUCUCGCAAUCUCCUUUUUGAAAGGAAACCUCCCUCGUCUCUCUCUGUUCUCCCCAUCUUCUUCUUCGAAUCCGGCCAAGAUCUGGAAGCAGCAAGGCACCCGGCGGCCCUCCGCAACCCUGCGCUCGUACCGACGCGUCCUCCUCCUGCGCCCUAGCUGGAUCUGGACGAGCGGACGGGCUCCUGCUGUCCAAAUCGAGCCGCCGGCGCCCGUCGGGGGAGAAGCAGGCGGCGCAUCCUGCGGGCUCGAGCUCUGUGCCCAUCUUCCAUCUCGCCGGCAGCGUGGAGAACCAGUGAGGGGAUCUCACGCCCGCUGCCGGGCAACCGCCCAAACCCCUGCAGGCUGCAGGAGCAUCAUUAUUUCCAGAAUACUGUCUGCUUUAUAGUGGGCAACAAUGUCAGCCUCCACUGCUGCGAUUCCAACUGCGAACACAAAUGGGAACCAUGCAUUAAGUUUGGACUCACAUUCUAGCCAAGAUGUUAGGCGGCGAACAGUUGUUGUUGCAAAGAAGAAAGCCUCGCCUGAGCUUCUCGCUGAAGGUGGAGUCAAUGGGAUAUCAGAAGAUAAGAUUACAAGCAAGAAGGAUCUUAGCCAUACUAUCCGUGGAGAAUCAGUUCUUGACAAGCCAAAAUAUUCAUCAGAGGCAAGGAAAGAUGUGGUUGCUUCAGCAGCUGCUGAACGUCGAAAGAAAAGCUCUACUAAACAAGAAAAGGCCAAGUGGGUAACUGCCUUAAGUGUGCUGGUGAAACUAUGCCUUCUUAUUUCAGCUAUCACUUGGAUGGGGCAGUUGGCCUGGAGAUGGCAAAAUGGUGAGUUAUCAUUUACAACACUGGAUAUGGAGAGCAGGCUAUCCAAGGUGGAGGGCUUCAGGAAGACAACCAAGAUGCUUCAGGUACAGCUGGACAUUUUGGAUAAGAAGCUAGGAAAUGAGAUUGACAAAGCAAAAAGGGAUAUCACUAAGCAAUUUGAGGCCAAGGGUAAUGAGUUAGAGAAAAAGAUGAAGACAUUGGUAGACAAAACUGGCAAGUUGGAUAAGUCAAUAUCUGAGCUUAUGGACAUGGGAUUUCUUUCUAAGAAAGAAUUUGAGGAGAUUUUGAGUCAGUUGAAGGAAAAGAAGGGAUUUGGUGGUACAGACAAUGACAUAACCUUGGACGAUAUACGGCUAUUUGCCAAAGAGAUAGUUGAGAUCGAGAUAGCAAGGCAUUCCGCUGAUGGCCUUGGUAUGGUGGAUUAUGCCCUGGGAUCUGGCGGUGCCAAAGUAGUAAGUCAUUCAAAGCCUUUCAUGAAUGGCAAGAACUAUUUGUCUGGUCGCAGCAGUGUCCAUGCAACAGCCCAAAAGAUGCUGGAGCCAAGCUUUGGGCAGCCAGGAGAGUGUUUUGCGCUGAAGGGAAGUAGUGGGUUUGUGGACGUGAAGCUAAGAACAGGAAUAAUUCCUGAGGCGGUCACUAUAGAGCAUGUUGACAAGAGUGUGGCCUACGAUAGAUCUAGUGCUCCAAAGGAUUUCCAGAUCCGUGGUUGGUACCAAGGAACACAUGAUGAUUCAGACAAGGAUUCAAGUGUGAUGGCUACCUUAGGAGAGUUCUCUUAUAGCCUUGACAGCAGCAAUGCCCAGACCUUCCAACUAGAGAGAAGCGCCAACCCACAAGCUGUCAACAUGGUUCGGUUUGACUUCUCCUCAAACCAUGGGAAUUUGGAACUUACAUGCAUCUAUCGCUUCAGGGUGCAUGGUACAGAGCCUGGUUCCCUCAGCAAUACAGCAUGAUGCCCUGAUCUGAGCUGCACACCAGAGCUUUAAAAGAUUAUCGGAUCCCAUUUGCCAAUCUGAGCUCGGUUUAGCACUUCGUCAGCACUUCAGUUCCUAGCACAGGCAGUUCUAGGACAGGUGCAAGAGUGAAUGCCAGAGCAGAGCUCAAGGGAAAAUUGAACUCGUUACAAGUGACUGGCCCCCACGCCUAUAUUGCUAAGGUUGAUUUCAGUAGUCUGCACAUUAUCAUGAAUAGGUCCUGACGUUUUGUACCUAGCCAGACUUCUUAUGCUCGUACGACUCUAUCGCUGCAAUGUUCCUACUUUGGUUUCCAAUUUGCUUGUUUGCAGCUCCGGUUGCACCAUGUCACGAUUGCAUUGUUACAGUUUGCAAGACUGUAAUGUAUGUAGAGUUAAGGUGAUCGUUAGGUACAUCAGCAUGGUCGCAUUUUCUUUUGCUUGAACAA
Messenger RNA from Panicum hallii, 2247 nucleotides. Its product is annotated as SUN domain-containing protein 2-like. The record is from RefSeq and is a predicted model, not a curated record. The transcript has 3 exons. Gene Ontology annotation, biological process: nuclear envelope organization. Bases 432 to 1799 code for a protein of 455 amino acids. Gene Ontology annotation, cellular component: nuclear envelope. Lineage: Eukaryota; Viridiplantae; Streptophyta; Magnoliopsida; Poales; Poaceae. Gene Ontology annotation, molecular function: protein-membrane adaptor activity.